Prorocentrum cordatum is the source of this 606-nucleotide messenger RNA. NCBI's taxonomy places the organism in Eukaryota, Dinophyceae, Prorocentrales, Prorocentraceae. The record is from the annotation of a GenBank genome assembly.
AUGCUCAAAAAUACCCUUUCUUUCUUCCUUCCCCUUUCAGGUUUGGAGCGAUCUCCUCGCUUCGCCUGGCCAUCACUCUCUUCCCUUUCACCCUGUGCUGGUCUGUGGCGUCUGGUGGCGGAAGUGGUACUCGCGCCAUCCAGUCCGCCCCCUUGCGGGCGAGAGCAGCGAGACUUUUCAUCCGACGUUCGACAACGACGAUCUCCCCCCUCAUUUCUGCUCCUCCCACAUCCUCCCCCCCCGUCGUCCUCUUCCUCUUCCUCGAUACCCUCGGACGGCGCCGCCGCCUCCGCUGGUCGCUGUCCCGCGGCGACCAGGCCGCUGCGGGUGGCCGCGGAGAAGCGCGAGCAGCCCGAGCCCGCCGCGGCGGCCCCGGAGCCCGUCGCGGCCGAGUCGGCGCCGUCCCCGCAGGCUCCCACCUUCGCGGCGCGCGCCGCGGAGGCGGCCGCCAUGCUGCCGUGGAGCCGGGGCCAGCGCUCCGCGCCAGCGGAGGCGCAGCGGAGGCCAGAGCACCCCGCGGUCGAGCUCCCGGGGAAGGUCCAGGCCAUCGCGUGCGGGUUCCGCAACAGUUGCGUGGUCUGCGAGCUCCCCGCAGGUGAGCGGUGA